UGCUGCUGCUCUGGAGCUGUUUCUGCUUUUCUGCUGGUCUGCUCAUAACCACAUUACAUGUGUCUCACUCGUCAUCACCAUGAUUCACGGACAAUAAAAUAAAAUACGCAAUCACGUAAUUCUCUUAACGAAGCGAAAUAUUAAACCCCGACGGAACGGAUCAGUCAGAUCUGACUCAAUCACAUACACAUAACAUUAUGCAGAAUAAGUGCAUCAAGCAGUAAGUGGUGAAGUCAAAUAUUUUCUGUCGACUCGCUGUACAGUCACAAAUCUCACAAUAAAGUCAAUUUAAUUUAACUACUCAACAUAAUUCUUUAAAGAACAACAAUCUCCAACCGUGUAUUUCUCUUUGGACGACGGAACUGCAUUUAUUUUUUACUAUUUUCAAUUGCUCAUGCAGUUUACCAUUCUGGUAUUUAUGGUCGUAAAUAAUAAUCUUCAAGACUGACGUGAUUAUGAGACUAAAAAUCUAAAUUCGACAACCUCUUCUAUAGUAGAAGUGCCUUAUUACGUGUUUUAUAUGACAAAUUAGUGAGAAUGGUGCAAAUAGAAAAGUUCAAGGCUCAAAGCUAUGGGAAGUUGCGGCGGAACUGCAUUGCGACAAAGGAACUUUUUGAAGACCCCUUGUUCCCUGCCAACGACCACAGUCUCAAUCUGAGUUCGAGUCGUGGUCUUUACGGCAGAGUGGUCUGGAAACGACCCACGGAAUUGUGCGACAGUCCGCGUCUCUUUGUGGAGAAGGCGUCUUCAAAAGAUGUGACCCAAGGAAGGUUAGGCAACUGCUGGUUCGUGGCGGCUUGCUCCGCCCUUGCUACCGUGAAAGCACUCUGGUCUGAGGUUGUGCCCGAUUACAAGAUGCAAGAAUGGGACCCUGUCCGGGCUGAGUUGUAUGCCGGCAUUUUCCACUUCCGGUUCUGGAGAUUUGGAACUUGGCUGGAUGUUGUGGUGGACGACUUGCUCCCCACUGUCGACGGUCAGCUCAUUUUUUGUCACUCCACGACGGAAAAUGAGUUUUGGAGUGCCUUGCUGGAGAAAGCGUAUGCCAAACUGUGUGGAUCUUACGGUGCAAUGGACGGGGGUAACCUGUGCGAUGCCUUGGUCGACUUCACAUCCGGGCUGUCGGAAAUGGUGGAUCUUAAAAAUGGGGGCUACAAAGUAGACGAGGAGAAAAGGAACCUUCUGAGGAAACAGAUGCUUCGGAAGCAUGACGAGCAUGCACUCAUGUGCUGUGCCAUUGCGGCGAUGGACUCUUCACAAUUUGAAGCGAGGACCAAAACAGGGCUGAUUAUGGGUCACGCGUACGGAAUCACGGCAGUGCGAGACAUUAAUCUGGGGACUGCUGGACUCUUAUCGCUUUUCAAGACUGGGGAGAAGCUGACCCUCUUGCGGCUGAGGAAUCCGUGGGGAGCGAAGGAAUGGAAUGGACCCUUCAGUGAUGGUGGUGGUGGUGGCGGUGGUGGGUCUGCUACAAACAAUAACUUGGAGGCGUCUGCUUCCUCUGGGUCUGAAAAGUCCGCUGGGGAGGUCACGACCACUUCUGUGCGUGGGGGUCGGUCGGUCGGCUCCAGCUCCAGCUCUGAAUUUGCCUACACCGUGGAACAAUGUCUGCAAUUCAAUUCUAGAUCGCCCGAAUGGACCCGAAUUUCCAAGAGUGAGAAGGAAAAGCUGGGACUCACAUUUGAAGAUGAUGGUGAAUUCUGGAUGCCAUUUGAAGACUUUGUCGCAGAGUUUACGGAUCUGUCCAUUUGUCAUUUAAUCAACACUUCAUUCUUCUCCUUUCGAAAGACGUGGCGUGAAACGUUCUUUCUGGGAGAGUGGACACGACCAAAUCACGCCGGCGGUUGCCCCAAUCAUGACACGUUCGUCCAGAACCCUCAAUACAUCUUUGACGUUCCCAAAGAUGACAUGGAACUAAUCGUCCAAAUUGUCCAGACGGACACGCGUGGACAGGUAGUUGCGCCCACGGACAGCUCCUCGUCCACCGUCUACUCCAGUAUUGGCUUCCAUAUCAUGAAGGUUGAAGAGAACAGGGAACAUCGGAUCCACAAAGUGAAGAAGAAGGCAGUGACGUCGGACUAUAUAAAAUCGCGGAGCAUGUUCUUCCAGGGACCGUUGAACAAGGGGAGACACGUCCUCGUCCCCACCACCUUCGAACCCAACGUUGAGACGCAGUUCAUGCUCCGAAUGUUCACGGAGGAGACGGUGAAAGUGCGAGAGUUGAAAGUUGACUACCCAGAACCGUACUGGAUUUGUGCCCCCUUCUGCUCCCCACCCUCUUGCGUCACCCUCAUCACGGUGGAGGGAGCCACGGGCUUGGUCGUCAACGAGAACACGUACUGUCUCAUCAAAGUCGAGGGUCAAAAGUUGGAAUCGGACGUGGUCUACAAUUCUCAAGAACCGUUGUGGAACUUGUCUGGAGUAUUUUUCCGCUAUGACGUUUGCAAGCCCAUUUUUGUCGAGCUGUGGGAGAAGAAGGUGUUUCGAGACAGAUUUCUGGGUUGUGCUGUAAUAACUGGUGCUGCGGACAAUGAAGUUAUCUCGAUCAAGGCACCGUUGGUCGGACGUGGGAGCAAACAGUCGGAUCGACAUCCGGGAGAGAUCAAAAUUACAACUGCCACAUACGACGACCUCAACGCGACCUGAGAUUUCUGUCCUGUUUCUUGCAUUUAUUGUGUUAAUUUUUAUACGACGAAUUCCAAUGUUUGACGCCAUUUUUAUUUUAUAAUAAAGUCUAACAGUUUUCUACCAAAAAUA
This is a messenger RNA of Folsomia candida, 2754 nucleotides long. Its product is annotated as calpain-5. The transcript has 10 exons. Bases 538 to 2643 code for a protein of 701 amino acids. NCBI's taxonomy places the organism in Eukaryota, Metazoa, Arthropoda, Collembola, Entomobryomorpha, Isotomidae. The record is from RefSeq and is a predicted model, not a curated record. Gene Ontology annotation, cellular component: cytoplasm. Gene Ontology annotation, biological process: proteolysis. Gene Ontology annotation, molecular function: calcium-dependent cysteine-type endopeptidase activity.